Messenger RNA from Stomoxys calcitrans (stable fly), 3615 nucleotides. Its product is annotated as pneumococcal serine-rich repeat protein. The record is from RefSeq and is a predicted model, not a curated record. The coding region runs from base 1448 to 3571 and encodes 707 amino acids. The transcript has 7 exons. NCBI's taxonomy places the organism in Eukaryota, Metazoa, Arthropoda, Insecta, Diptera, Muscidae.
AAAAAAAACAGUUGCUCGUGCACCAGAGAUACGAGUACAACAGCUUUGCGAUAUAGACAACUGUCAAACGACCAACUGCAAUUCCGCCCCCCCUCUUAACCAACAAGACAAACAAAUCUCGAUAUUUCCAUAGAUCUCUGGAGUGAAUGAGGAGUAAACGAAAAAAAGAAAUAAUAAUAAUAAUAAAAAAAAAUGUGAAUACGAAAUAAGCAAAUGAAUAAAAUGUGAAAAUUAAGUAUGAAUAACAUUAUGAUGGAGAAUUAAAUAAAUUAACUCCCUAAGAAAUAGUGAACAAAUGGUUACAUUGUGAAUGUGUUUGUUUUCAUUUUUUUUUCUUUGGAUAGUGCUCCAUUACUUGAGUGUUAUUGAUUUUCUUCGUUCGUCUUUCUCGCUUUUAGUUGUUGGUGUUUUUUGUGCCUGGCUUGGCUUCGUUUAAGUUUAACAUUGCGGUGCAGUGCAGUGCACUGCACUUCAAACACUACCACAGUGUGUGUGUGUGUGUGUGUGUUUGUGCGUGCCGAAUAUGCGAGUGCUUGCGUCUGGUUAGUUAAGGGGGCACCACGCAUAACACUGCGAAAAGAAAACAAAGAUGGGAGAAAUAAAAAACAAAACUUCACAAAAAAACAGAAAACCCCACCAAUGAAAAGUGCAUUGAAAUGUUUUAAAAGAUUACAAACAAAAAAAAAUUGGAUUUGCAAGAAAAAAUGAAAAAAGUGCAACACUAACUGCCAACACAAAGAGAAGAAGCAAACGAAAAAAUUCAAGCAAAACAAAACCUCAAGCCUUUUCUCAAUUCGAAAAAAAUAAUCGCUCAGCUGUCGUUUGUUAAAAAAAUAAAUUUAAAAAAUUGUGAGUUCGUUCAUGAAGAAGCUUGAAAUUAAGACUCCCACAAGCCACUAAGUGGAUUAGGAAAAUUGUGCAAUUUUUCUGUGUCAACCACCAAACCCAAAAUGUACACAUCAAAAGGAGGAUUUAUAUGCUAAUAAAGAACAGGACACCCAACACAUGUUAUUUAUAGCUGUGGUUUGAACAACAGCAAAUACGUCGUUCGUCCACCACAACAGCAGCACCAGCAGCAACAACUAGAAACAACAAAACAGCCAACGGUUCGAAGAGAAAACUUUGGCGAUUAUAAUCACUUCACUUCCAAAGCUGGUUGAGUUGCGGUUUUUGCCGGCGUUUCGUUUUUGCAAAAUCGAAAAAAAAAACACAUAGAAAAUCAGUGUUUACGCCGACAUCAAACGGUCUGGUUUCCAUAACGAGUGCGAGAACCUUUGAGAAGGGCAAACAGCAGUAAAGUGAAAAGCGAUAUAGCCGAAAUUACAAAAGAAAAACUUCGCAUUGAUCGCCUUUGCAAGACCGUACUGGUGCUCUGGCUUUAAAGUGUCCACUAGAGCCAGAGAAUCAUUGCAACAUUUUAAACACAGAGCCGGAACAUUCUGUAUCCAUGCUAUCGGUACAGACGGCCGGCUGUGCGGGAAUGGAGCGGCUUGGCGUUCCAGCCCGCACCACAUUGAAUACUCCACCUGACGAUAGGGGUCAAUUUAUUUGUAGAAUGCACAUAGAUGCUGCUCGAGAUCUCUUGGCUGUGCGUAGUGAGUCAGCAGUUCGAGGCAGCAACACUAGUAGCAGCAGCAGCAGCAGUAGUAGUGGCAGCAAUAUUCAUCACCUACAUACAGCAGCGCAUCACAACAAAAGGGACCAAACCCACCUACAAUAUCAACAACAACAACAACAACAUCAUCAUCAUCAUCAGCAGCAGCAGCAGCAACAACAACAUCAAUCACAUGUCCUUGUCAAGAAACAUAGUUCGUCAUCUCCAACUGUAGCAACAACAUCCCAUAGCCUAACGAUUACAGAUCCAUCACCCAAUAAAAUAGCAGCCGGCGGAAGUCCAAGUAUUAGCAAUAACAAUCCUAGCAAUUUUAACAACAACAGCGGCAGCGGCACCAUUACCUAUAACAACAACCAACCAGCCUCAAUGACCAACAAUACAGAUGGCAGCAAUAGUGGUGGCAUUACCAAAGGUGCACUCCCAACUGCCAACACCAUCAGCAGUGGAGCCUUGAAAUUCAACAUGUGCUGCAGCGGCGCAGGCAGCAGUGGUGAUGGCAGCAGCAAUUCUUCGGGCUGUUGUCAUAGUAUUACAGGUGGCUCUUCGUCCGCUUCACAGUGUUCACUGAGUUCCCAUAGCCAUGAUCAUCAUCAGCACUAUCAGCAUCAAUUGCAGCAACAAAAGACUUUAUGUUGUCCACAUCAUGUUCCUUUGCCGGAUAGCGAAUGGAUACCCACAGAUCAAAGGCCAGUGCAGCUGAGAUCCAGCUAUCAGCACUCGGAGCUAACACGGUCCUAUAUAAAACCACCACCCAAUAAAACGGUUAAAGAUGUUCCAGAUCGUUCGUCGCACAACUUUUAUUCCUCAUCAGCGCACAGCUCGAACUCAGGUUUGCAUUCCUUGACCUCAUCCCAAUCGUUGCCUCUAAGCUAUUCCAGCAGCUCAGCAAGUUUGGCUAGUAGUGCGAGUAGCAGUGCCAGCAGCAGUGCUGGAGGCGGCAGCAAAUCCAAGCCAAAUGUGAUAACGAAAUUCUUUUAUCGCAAAAGUUCACCGAAAUCUCCAAAUAAUGUGGCCCAUGCAUCAUCGUCAUCGCUGUCGUCUUCUUCUACGUGUGCUGCCUCCUCAGCGUUUCCCUCUACCACAGGAUCUAUGCUGUAUACAAGUCUUAAUUCGUCUGCCUCAACAGUAUCCUCGAAUGCUGCCCUCCUAUUGUCAUCGUCAUCAUCAUCAUCGUCAUCGUCAUCUUCGUCAUCGCAAUUACCAUCAUCCUCAUGCUCCGGCUUGUUGGGAAGUAGCACUUCGUCCACAAUAUCAUUGAAUUCUCAGGCCUCAGCACCGGCGGCGGCGGCCGCUGCACUGGCCAUGCAAACCUUGCCGCCCACAUUGGCCAUUUCGACGGCAGCCACCUUGAAGACCACACCCUGCGAUUAUGGCCCCAGCCUGCAGCAUGGCUCAGCAGCUGGUGUUAAUAAUAUUUCCAUUGGUCUGGUGCCCAGCACUCAAUUACUAACCACCAUUGGAGUAUCACAUCCUUCGACCACGACGAUAACAUUCCCUCAGACAAAUGCCUUGGAGAGGAUACCAACACCUCCUUUGUCCGUAACGGUGCCCAUAAAUGCCACAUAUCUGCACCACCAUCACCAGCAACAGCAGCAGCAGCAGCAAAAGCAACAGCAGCAAUUGUUGCUGGAGUGUUUGGUGGGAGAUGCCGCCUCGGUUUCCAGCACAUUGCAGACCAUCAAAAGUAGUUCUUGUAGUCCCACACUAAGUGCCACCAACCACUCAUCUUCCUCCAACAAUGCAGCCAGCAAUACCAGUCCCAAAGAGGACUUUCUCCAAAUGGAAUGCCAAUCGGGAAACAUAACACGCAACAAUAGUAGCAGCAGCAUGCACAGUUUAUCCUCAUCAUCAGCCGCAGCAGCAGCAGCAGGAGCUGCAGCAUCAUGUAAUUGUCAACAUCCCAAUUGCAGGCAAUGCAAUCACAUGGAUGCCUCCAACUCAGGUCCAUCAUCGUAGAAGCUUUUUGUUAGCCUCAAAUUAAAAAAAAAAAAACAAAAAAA